UUCCACCUGGCUGCUUUGAUGUCUAGGCUUUGAAGUCUAGAGGGAUGCCUGGGCCUCUCCUGUUCUCUGUAGCCCACAGGUGCCCUCUGCUGCCUGAGGGUCACCCCCGCUAUCAGGUCGGGAGGAGGGCCCCGUGCUCCACCCCUCUCCAGUGUUUUUGUACCCCAUAUGAAUUUUGAGCCGGAAGUUCUCCCCAAGUUCUGGCCUUACCCUCUCCCGGUAAGCGACUUAACUUGGCCUGUCAGGAAGACGCUUGGAGUCCACUUUUUCCUAGAGAGGCAGGGUGAAUGUCCAGUAGGGGUAGGCAGGACAUUCUGUAACUCACCAGGACUUGGCCAGUUUACCCAAUACUGGCUUUGUAACUUUGGGCAAGCCCUGGAACUUCUUUGGAGCCUCAUUUCCUAAUCUAUAUCCUGGGGUGAUGAUUUUUCACCUUCAGGCAGAUUGAGAUAAAAGGAAUAAGUUGCCCAGCACUGGGCUUGGCAUGUAGUAGGUGCUCAAAUUAAUGACACCCAAUCUCAGCCCUGGACACAGGACCUAGGAAUGCCUGCCAAACCCCAGACCCUCGACCCUCAUCUGUGUGUAUGCUGGCAGGAUGGGUGGAAAGCUCCCAUUCUCUAGGCCAGGGAAGUUGCCUGGCAGCCAGGACCUCAGGCUGCCACCUUUAUAAAGCCAAGGAAUCCUUGGGCCCUCGGACUAGAAUCUUCCCCACCACCCUGCUCCUGAGAGAUGUGGGCCCAGGGAGAGAAAUAGGAUUUUCUCGAAGAAAAGUGGGUAAGGACUUUCUGGAGGAGGUCAGGGACUGGUCUUCCAGCUUCCAACUGCCCCUUUCCGCUCUGUGGGUGGGGCGGUUUGUGGCUUGUCCCUCCCAGGGAGAGGGGCGGCAAGAGGCAGAGAGACUCAGGAAGAGAUGAAGACUCAGAGGGCGGAUGUGGUGGAGGUAGACCGGAGCCUCAGGAGACGGAGACGGACCUGUGAGCAGCGAGAGGGACAGGAGAGACGCAAAGAUCGACCUGUCCGCAAGGCGGGCCAGGCUAGAGGACUCGAACACCCUGACUAGGCGUGGCCGGGAAGGGGGCGGGUCCCUGGGAAGGGGGCGUGUCCCUGCCCCCUUCCCGGUCCUCCCCUCCCCCGGGCGUCACGUGGGGCGGGCGGAAGCGCCCGGCAGGGUGGGCGCGCCCGGCCUGUGGCCGCGACUUGGCUGCACCAGCGUCAGUGGUGGCCCCGGGACCCCGGGUCCCCGCGUCCCCGCGUGGAGUCUUCGCUCAGAACAGGUCUGGACAGAGUCCUGCUGGCUGGCUUCUGCUGACAGGAACAAUGGCAGAGGCCGGGGAUGGGGCCCUAUCGGUGGCCGAGUGGCUGCGGGCACUGCACCUGGAGCAGUACACGAGGCUCUUUGAGCAGCACGGACUGGUGUGGGCCACAGAGUGCCAAGGCCUCAGCGAUGCCCGCCUGGUGGACAUGGGCAUGCUGCUCCCCGGCCACCGCCGCCGCAUCCUGGCUGGCCUGCUCCGUGCCCACACGCCCCCAGCCCCUGCACCCCGCCUCACCCCACGGCCCGUGCCCAUGAAGCGUCAUGUCUUCCGCUCACCACCUGUGCCCACCACUCCACCGGAGCCACUGCCCAUGGCUGGAGAGGAUGAGGGGCUACCCACUGCCCCACCCAUCCCGCCCCGGAGGAACUGCCUUCCACCCACCUGCUUCUCCCCCCCAUCCACGUCUGCCCCAGACCCUGUGCUGCCCCCGCUGCCUGCCAAGCGGCAUUUGACAGAGCUCAGCGUUCCGCCUGUGCCCCCUCGCACUGGGCCCCCCCGCCUGCUGGUGAGCCUUCCUGCCAAGGAAGAAGAGUUACUGUCACCGCCACCAUCAUUCCCUCCCCAGCCAGAGCCUGAGGAGCCCCCGGCCAUCUUCCCCCGGGGGCCUCCCCAGCCCCCAUCUCCACCUCCCAGCCCCCCAGAGAUUCCCCCGAAGCCUCUCUGCGUGCUCCCAGAGUUUGAUGACCCUGACUACGAUGAGCUCCCAGAGGAGGGGCCGAGGGCCCCAGCUGCCGUGAUGACCAAGAAGGAGGACCCCCCAGUGAGCCAAGUCCCGCGGGCCGUGCGUGUGGCCAGUCUGCUGAGCGAGGGGGAGGAGCUGUCUGGGGACGACCAAGGGGAUGAAGCUGAGGAUGGCCACGCCUACGAGGACAUCCCCAAUGGUGGAUGGCACACUAGCAGCCUGAGCUCAUCCUUGCCCAGCAGCCUCCUGAUUCCUGAUCCCCGACCGCACCCCAUGGACGGGCUGCCUGUGGGCCCCACUCCCAGCCCACCGGUCAUCAAGGCUGGCUGGCUGGACAAGAACCCACCGCAAGGAUCUUAUAUCUAUCAGAAGCGAUGGGUGAGACUGGAUACCGAUCACCUACGAUACUUUGAUAGUAACAAGGAUGCCUACUCAAAGCGCUUUGUCCCUGUGGCCUGCAUCUCCCGAGUGGCUGCUAUUGGGGACCAAAAGUUUGAAGUGAUCACGAAUAACCGGACCUUUGCCUUCCGGGCGGAGAGUGAUGCGGAGCGGAAGGAGUGGAUGCAGGCCCUGCAGCAGGCGGUGGCUGAGCAGCGUGCUCGGGCCCGACUGUCUAGUGCUCAUCCGUUGGGAGUUCAAGGCUCAGAGCCCCCUGACCGCGCCGGCAGCCUGGAGCUACGUGGCUUCAAGAAUAAACUCUAUGUGGCCGUGGUUGGGGACAAAGUGCAGCUUUACAAGAAUCUGGAGGAGUACCACCUGGGCAUCGGCAUCACCUUCAUCGACAUGAGCGUGGGCAAUGUGAAGGAAGCAGCAGACCGACGCGGCUUCGACCUCACCACCCCCUACCGCAUCUUCAGGCCCUGGAAUGCCCUGUGUGCCCUCCUGUCACUUCACACGUGCUGUUCCCUCUGUCUAGGACACCUUUCUACCUCUUCACCUGGCUUCUUGGCCGAAUCGGAGCUGGAGAAGGAGCAGUGGCUGGAGGCCAUGCAGAGAGCCAUUGCCGAGGCCCUGUCUACCUGGGAGGUGGCUGAGCGCAUCUGGGCCAUGGCCCCCAACAGAUUCUGUGCUGACUGUGGAGCUGCCCAGCCUGACUGGGCCUCCAUCAACCUCUGCGUUGUCAUCUGCAAGCGCUGUGCAGGGGAGCACCGUGGCCUGGGCGCUGGUAUCUCCAAGGUGCGGAGCCUGAAGAUGGACAGGAAGGUGUGGACGGAAACACUCAUCGAGCUCUUCUUACAGCUGGGCAAUGCUGCUGGGAACCGCUUCUGGGCAGCCAACGUGCCGCCCAGUGAGGCUCUGCAGCCCAGCAGCAGCCCUGGUGCCCGGCGGUGCCACCUAGAGGCCAAAUACCGGGAGGGCAAGUACCGACGCUACCAUCCGCUCUUUGGCAACCAGGAGGAGCUGGACAAGGCCCUGUGUGCCGCAGUCACAACCUCAGACCUGGCUGAGACCCAGGCGCUCCUGGGCUGCGGGGCUGGGGUCAACUGCUUCUCGGGGGACCCUGAAGUCCCCACGCCCCUGGCUCUCGCUGAGCAGGCGGGACAGACACUGCAGAUGGAAUUCCUUCGAAACAACCGGACCACAGAGGUACCUCGGCUGGAUUCAGUGAGGCCCCCGGAAAAGCACUACUCAGUUGUCCUGCCAACCGUGAGCCACAGCGGCUUCCUCUACAAGACCGCUUCCGCCGGGAAGCUGCUACAGGACCGCCGGGCCCGGGAAGAAUUCAGCCGACGCUGGUGUGUGCUUAGCGACGGGGUCCUGAGCUACUAUGAGAAUGAGCGGGCAGUGACCCCCAACGGGGAGAUUCGGGCCAGCGAGAUUGUGUGUCUGGCAGUGCCCACUCCCAACACCCAUGGUUUUGAGCACACCUUUGAGGUGUACACAGAAGGAGAACGGCUGUACCUGUUUGGGCUGGAGAGCGCAGAGCUGGCUCGUGAGUGGGUCAAGUGCAUUGCUAAGGCGUUCGUGCCUCCCCCGGCUGAGGACCUGCUGGCCCGGGAUUUUGAGAGGCUUGGGCGCCUACCCUACAAAGCUGGCCUGAGCCUACAGCGGGCCCAGGAGGGCUGGUUUGCCCUCCUCGGCUCCGAGCUCCAUGCUGUCUUCCCAGAGGGGCCCUGCGAGGAGCCGCUGCAGCUUCGGAAACUACAGGAGCUUUCCGUCCAAGGGGACAGCGAGAACCAGGUGCUGGUGCUGGUGGAGCGACGGAGGACGCUGUACAUCCAGGGGGAGCGGCGGCUGGACUUCACGGGCUGGCUGGGGGCCAUCCAGAAAGCAGCGGCCAGCUCAGGGGACACGCUGUCGGAGCAGCAGCUUGGAGACUCGGAUAUCCCGGUGAUUGUGUACCGCUGUGUGGACUACAUCACCCAGUGCGGCCUGACGUCGGAGGGCAUCUACCGCAAGUGUGGGCAGACAUCAAAGACACAGCGGCUGCUGGAGAGCCUGCGGCUGGACGCUCGCUCUGUGCGCCUCAAGGAGGGCGAGCAGCACGUGGACGACGUCUCCUCGGCGCUCAAGCGCUUCCUGCGAGAUCUGCCCGAUGGGCUCUUCACUAGAGUCCAGCGCCUAGCCUGGCUGGAGGCCUCAGAGAUUGAGGAUGAAGAGGAGAAGGUCUCCAGGUACCGAGAGCUACUGGUGCGUCUGCCCCCAGUCAACCGGGCCACGGUGAAGGCCCUUAUCAGCCACUUGUACUGUGUCCAGUGCUUCUCAGACACGAACCAGAUGAACACGCACAACCUGGCCAUUGUGUUUGGGCCCACGCUCUUCCAGACAGAUGGGCAGGACUACAAGGCCGGCCGCGUGGUGGAAGACCUCAUCAGCCACUAUGUGAUGGUGUUUAGUGUGGACGAGGAGGAGCUGAGGAAGCAGCGGGAAGAGAUCACUGCCAUUGUGAAGAUGCGUGUGGCUGGCACUGCUAGUGGGACUCAGCACGCCGGCGACUUCAUCUGCACUGUGUACCUGGAGGAAAAGAAGGCGGAGACAGAGCAACAUGUCAAGAUCCCAGCAUCCAUGACAGCUGAGGAGCUCACCCUGGAGAUCUUGGAUCGCAGGAAUGUGGGCAUCAGGGAGAAGGACUAUUGGACCUGCUUCGAGGUCAACGAGAGGGAGGAGGCAGAGCGCCCCCUGCACUUUGCGGAGAAGGUGCUGCCCAUCCUGCAUGGGCUGGGCAUGGACAGCUACCUGGUGGUGAAGAAGCACCAGUCCAUGGAGGCCAUGCUGCUGUACCUAGCCAGCCAUGUGGGUGAAACCAAGCACGGCAUGAUGAAGUUCCGAGAGGACCGCAGCCUCCUGGGCCUGGGCCUGCCCUCAGGGGGCUUCCACGAUCGCUACUUCAUCCUCAACAGCAGCUGCCUGCGGCUCUACAAGGAGGUCCGGAGCCAGAGGCCGUGGAGCGGGGCCCCUGAGACCAGUCACCGGCCUGAGAAGGAGUGGCCCGUCAGGAGUCUCAAAAUCUACCUGGGAGUGAAGAAGAAACUCCGGCCACCCACCUGCUGGGGCUUCACGGUGGUGCACGAGACGGAGAAACACGAGAAGCAGCAGUGGUACCUGUGCUGUGAGACGCAGAUGGAGCUCCGGGAGUGGUUCGCCACUUUCCUCUUCAUGCAGCACGACGGCCUGGUGUGGCCCUCAGAGCCCUCACGCGUGUCCCGGGCGGUGCCUGAGGUCCGGCUGGGCAGUGUUUCGCUGAUCCCCCUGCGCGGCAGUGAGAAUGAGAUGCGCCGGAGCGUGGCUGCCUUUACUGCGGACCCCCUUUCUCUCCUCCGAAACGUCUGAUCGCAGGUGGGACUCUGCCACCGUGAAGCCUUCGUGGGCAGACACCCUCAUGCCCUGCGUGCCUGGUGUGAGCCAGCAGGGGGCACAUGAGGAAGCCGCACCCCCAGACCCCUCAUCCUGACUUCAGCCUGGGGUUCCCUGGCCAGGACGUGGGGGGCAGGCAGCAGGGUCUGCCUGAGGAGGAAUCCCUUACCUGCUCUGUCCAGGUGCUCAGCCCUCCUGGCCUGGCCUGCUCCCCCGCUGGGUCACACACCCUGAGUUUAAGGGGUUGGAGAGAUGGGCAUCAGUGAGGCACUCUGGCGGACUGCCAUCCUUUCAGAGGCUCAAGGCCCUGGGGCCCCCGCUGGAAGGGAGCCCACCCCAUUGCCACAGACUCCAGAACAGCUCUAAAGGAACACUCAGCUGGGGUGGGGAGGGAGCUCUUGGGUAAAUGUAUACAGGGCUGAGAACUGGACUUGGGGGACUUUAGCCCCCCUUCUGGUCUGGGCUUACUGGGAGGGCCUAGGCUGCCCGGUGCCCCUUCCCCACUUUGGGGACCUUUUGAUAAUAUAAAUAUAUCUGUAUAUUUUA
Messenger RNA from Globicephala melas (long-finned pilot whale), 6339 nucleotides. RefSeq names its product ArfGAP with RhoGAP domain, ankyrin repeat and PH domain 1 (gene ARAP1). Gene Ontology annotation, molecular function: protein binding; GTPase activator activity; phosphatidylinositol-3,4,5-trisphosphate binding. Gene Ontology annotation, biological process: positive regulation of GTPase activity; signal transduction; regulation of cell shape. Gene Ontology annotation, cellular component: trans-Golgi network; cytoplasm; plasma membrane. NCBI's taxonomy places the organism in Eukaryota, Metazoa, Chordata, Mammalia, Artiodactyla, Delphinidae. The record is from RefSeq and is a predicted model, not a curated record.